AUGGCGCCUUCUCUCCUCCGUCUCGGUGCAUGGCUCGCUGCCGCUGCCGGCACUGUCACCGCCGCUCCUCUCGAACGCCGUGCCGUCAUUGCUCACGAUGCCGUCGUUGGCUUCCCCGAGACCGUUCCCUCAGGCACCGUCGGUAGCUUGUAUCUCAAGUACAAGCCUUACUUGAAGGUCGUCAACGGCUGCGUGCCCUUCCCUGCCGUGAACGCUGCUGGUGACACUGGCGGCGGCCUCGCCACCUCCGGCUCCUCAAACGGGGGAUGCUCCUCCAGCACCGGCCAGGUCUACGCCCGCGGCGCCUCCUACAACGGCGCCUACGCCAUCAUGUACUCCUACUACAUGCCCAAGGACUCACCCUCCUCCGGCCUGGGCCACCGCCACGACUGGGAGAACGCCGUCGUCUGGCUGUCCGCCGCCUCCACCUCAGCCACCGUCCUCGGCGUCGCCGUCUCCGCGCACGGCGAGUACGACACCAAGACCUCGGGCAUCGACUACACCGGCACCAGCCCCCGCAUCGGCUACCAGAGCGUCUGGCCCGUCAACCACCAGAUGAUCUUCACUAGCGACGUCGGCGGCCAGCAGCCCCUCAUCGCGUGGGAGUCUCUCACUGAUGCCGCGCGCACCGCGCUCACCAACACCGACUUUGGCAGCGCCAACGUGCCCAUGAAGGAUGCCAACUUCAACACCAACCUCGGCAAGGCUGUCUUUCUUACUGAGGAGCGAGGGCCCUUGAAGCUCUCUGACGAUGGCUCCCUAAAGAAAUCUAAAUCCAGCUCGUUUCAUGAUUCUGCCAUUGCCAAGUUGAAGGUUGUCGGUUCGGACAUUGAACGGGCAAUCCCGCCAACCAGCAAAAGCAUAAUUGACAAGCCAUCGACCCCAAGGCCCAGGAUGGACGCUGCUGACCGUGCAUGCGACCGAGGCUUGGAAUUUUUGGAGUCGCUUGGAGGUCGUGCCAGGGCAGUUUUCUUGCCGCCUGCCGAAGAGGGUAAUCGAGCUCCGAUGCAAGCAACUCAAAUCGCUGAAGGCCAAACCGCACAUCAUAAUCAACGGGCAGCGGGAUAA
This is a messenger RNA of Colletotrichum abscissum, 1068 nucleotides long. Its product is annotated as necrosis inducing protein. The coding region runs from base 1 to 1068 and encodes 355 amino acids. The transcript has 4 exons. The record is from RefSeq and is a predicted model, not a curated record. Lineage: Eukaryota; Fungi; Ascomycota; Sordariomycetes; Glomerellales; Glomerellaceae.